GCUCGUUUCCAGCGUAUGGCGCUUGCGCCGCGCGUAGUCGCCGGGCAGGCCGACGCGCUUUGGCAGAAUGCAGCAGCGCCACGGGCCGUGGCGGAGCGGAUUCCGGUUCCCCGCCCGUCGUCCACUCCUUGGGGGUGGCGCUGGUUUGGUCACGUCAGCGAGCGCUCGCCCCUCUGGUGUCAGCCGCUAGACAUAGACUCGGGCGAGCCUGCCUGUGGAGAAUGCGCUUACCUACCGCUUCCGUGUGACCACGUGGAGUGCGGGUCUUCUUGUAGUGUAAGCGCGUGCGUACGUUG
Amoebophrya sp. A120 is the source of this 296-nucleotide messenger RNA. NCBI's taxonomy places the organism in Eukaryota, Dinophyceae, Syndiniales, Amoebophryaceae. The record is from the annotation of a GenBank genome assembly.